AGCCGACUAUGGAGAUCUGCAGUCUAAGACACAUUUUCUAUUUUCUUUUUCUCACAACAGCUGAGUGUAAGAUGACCAUACAUACAGAACCUACACUAAAAAUGGAUGAAGCGUUACUAACAGUCCGUAAUCAGAUGUCCUAUGAGCUUCAAGUUCUUUACACUUCAGAUUACUGCUAUAAGUGUCUAUACCAACCUUUGGCUAGUGUGGAAGUUGGACCAGGAAAUGUGUCUGUGGUGCUGAGCACACCAUUCACUCUGACUCUGAAAGCCUCACCUGUAAAUGCCACUAACACCUUGUGCAUCUUAAGCUAUCUAUUUGAAGAAGCAGGGCAUUAUUCUCUUUGGGUCACAUCUGGAGAUGCACUUGAUGUAACCUGCUAUAUUUCUCUAGAUAAGUUUCCACAUAGCACGUACCAACCUUUGUGGGUGGCUGUUCUUGUUCUUUUCCUUUUGGCUUCCAUUUGGGCCACUGUACCUUUUCUGUCCAGAUGUGGCUGUACAUCAAGGCUCAAAAAUCUUAUUUGCUGCUGUUUGGCUGAACACUCUAUGGAAAGCGAAGAGGCCCCAAAUCGAGCCAGCAUGGACCAAAGCCAAUCAAAAUCAGGCCGUUUAAAAUCAUUAGACACAUUUCGAGGCUUCUCUAUAACCCUCAUGGUGUUUGUGAACUAUGGUGGUGGAGGAUACUGGUUCUUUCAGCAUGCACCAUGGAAUGGCCUUACCAUAGCUGAUCUUGUGAUGCCCUGGUUUGUAUUCAUCAUAGGAACAUCUAUAAUGUUAGCAUUUAGCUCCAUGCGAAGGAAAGGUGUGACAAGACUCCAACUUUUUCGGAAGCUGAGCUGGAGAACAGUGGUGCUAAUGCUCAUUGGGUUUUGCUUUAUUAACUACAGCCCCAGAGAUGGUUUAUUGGCAUUGUCCUGGCUGCGGAUACCUGGAGUGCUUCAGCGAUUGGCUUUCACUUACUUUAUUCUGUCACUAAUGCAGAUGCUUUCUCCCUAUCGAGAGAUCCCACAAAGUCAGGUCCGCUGGUGGAGCCCUGUUCAGGAUGUGAUCCUCUACUGGCCUGAGUGGAUUUUUAUUUUGUUUCUAGAGACGGUGUGGCUGUGUGUGACCUUUCUUCUGCCCGUACCCAACUGCCCCACUGGGUAUUUAGGAGCUGGAGGUAUAGGAGAUAACGGUCUCUACCCCAACUGCACAGGAGGGGCUGCUGCAUAUAUAGAUAGAUGGUUAUUAGGACAUAAUAUCUACUGGCAUCCAACUUGCAAGGCCAUGUAUCAAACAACCCAGCCUUUUGACCCAGAAGGAGUCCUAGGUACUAUCAAUUCGAUUGUCAUGGGAUUCAUUGGAAUGCAAGCAGGAAAAAUUUUUCUCUUCUACCGCAAACUGAACAAGAAGAUCAUCAUACGAUUCAUAAUCUGGGCUGCCAUCCUGGGAAUCUUGGCGGCCAUCCUUUCUAAGUGCACACGAGACUCUGGAUUUAUACCUGUCAAUAAAAACCUUUGGUCCCUGUCCUAUGUGGCCCUUAUGGGCUGUAUGUCCUUUGUGUUGCUGGGUAUGAUGUAUUUUGUGGUGGACAUCAAGGGAUGGUGGGGUGGCCAACCUUUUAUUUAUCCUGGAAUGAACUCCAUCUUGGUGUAUGUGGGCCAUUCCCUGCUGGGCUUUUACUUUCCUUUCAGCUGGGAAAUGCGCAACCAGGACAGUCACUGGGAGCCACUGUUCCAGAGCCUGUGGGGAACUGUACUCUGGAUCUUUAUCGCUUAUUUGCUUUACCGCAAACAUUUUUUCCUUAAAAUCUAACUUUGUCUUUUGUUUAAUUAUGUAGAACGAAAUGACCCAGCUUCCAAAUUAAUGCUUCUCUGUUGGAGUGAUAUAUUCAUUUAAUUCAUAAAACUGAAUGUAGGUUAUUCCCGUUCCCAAUUAGUAAAAAGGUAUAUGUGCUGAAACCUGCCUGUCUGAUUUACUGUUUUCUGCAGACACCUGGGUUUUUAUUUGUUGUCAGUUGCAUAAGACUCUGAAUGUACUGAUUAAAUCAUUGGGGCUGAAGUAGUACUUAACAAAUUAGAAUAAGUGAUUCUCCCACUUCAGGGGUGACCAUUUUGAAGCGGUUGCCAUAGUCAGCCCCCUUCAGGGCUGUAAGACAGAGAGUGAGUACCAUCUGCUCUUCAGCUGACAGUCUUUUAAUAGGGGUCAAGCUGGACUGCUCACCAAGGAGUAGCUCUAAUAAGGGCACACUUUUCAGACUCACUAAUGCAAAAUCAGGAAAAUUACCUUGCUGGUUCUAGUUUUUUUUCACAAGUGGAUCUACAUCAAAUAUGGCAAAGUCAGUACAAGCUUCACUUAUUAACUCUGAUAAAAGAAAUUUGAAUAAUAAAUGUUUAACAGCAUCUCCAACCUCUCUCCCAGCUGUGAGUGGUUAUCAAGGGAGCGUUAGUCAGAAUGGGAAGAUUUAAUUUCUCUGCAUGAGAGUUCUCAGAAGCGGCUUCACAUGGAACAUUUUCAGACGUCCUCUCAUUAACAAACUGCAUUAUGUCUUGGUCCAUAAAAAGAGGAAGUUACUUAACAGACAUUACUUGGUUAUUGUCAUUGUUGUUGUUGCUCUUUUUGUUUACAUAUCUAUCAAAUGUUUGAAUCUUUUGAAUUAUCUUUUACUAUUGUCCUGAAAAUUCAAUCAAAAUAUGUCUCUGUUAAAUUAGGAGAAAGCUUUUCAUUUGGGGCUGAUCAAAUUAACUACAGUAGUCCUAGAAUGAAGCUGAUUAAAUAAUAAAGGAAAUGGAGUAAUAAGCAUUGAUAUACUA
This is a messenger RNA of Clarias gariepinus (North African catfish), 2794 nucleotides long. RefSeq lists its product as uncharacterized. Lineage: Eukaryota; Metazoa; Chordata; Actinopteri; Siluriformes; Clariidae. The record is from RefSeq and is a predicted model, not a curated record. The transcript is spliced from 18 exons. Bases 9 to 1796 code for a protein of 595 amino acids.